UUGAAGGCUUUCCAGGUCACGAUGACUUGAUGCUGAUCAGGCUAAUCUUUUUUUUCUUUUGGUCUUCACUCCUCUCUUUUCCUUUCCUCUUCAGGGGCUGUCCUUUUCUUCUCCAGCAUCAAUCACGGACAAAGAUAAGGGGGUGCACCAGAAACCCCCAUUCCACCUACCCUCCGGCUGAAUUGAAGCAUCAGUAUCUGUCGUUACAACUCCCGCGACAAACAUCUCCAAUAUCACGGCAAUGACGAUCAUGAUGACGAUGGUAUCAAAUCAAGCAAAGCUCGACCGUACCUGACCUCACCGCAACAGAAGGACAACUCAGACAUGAAGAUGAUGAUGAUGAGCGGUAAGCUGUAAGCUACAUCGCAUAUGGAUGCAGGUACACAGAUGCAAGAUCGAGUUGAAUAAGGGCAGGCAUACAUCACCGCAUGCAGAGAGACUGCCUUCAUCACGCAGGAUAAGCAAUUCUACAGCUCGCCACGGAAGACCUUUUCACUAAUAUCGUUAUUGUCUUUAUGGAUGAGCAGGCCCUUCCCGUGCGCUCAUUCUUCUUACAUACAUACGCAUACAUGUAUGCACAUGGAUGUUUUGAUGAUGAUGAUGAUGAUGAUGGAUAUAUAUGUAUUACUGACGUUAGCAGAAAACAUCGGACCAUUCGCCGAUCACAUCAUAACAAUCGCAAUUAUACAACAACAACAUCAUCAAUCAACAUCGUCAUAAAAGGGGGUGGUCUGUCUCAUCCCUUAGUGAUGAUGAUCGAUUGGGAAUCGAUCGGAAUGGGAAUAGACAAUCUGACGUUAGAAACGGCCCGCGAACCCUGUAAGCCAGCAGUUUGGUCGAGAACAAUCCCUUGCGCGUUUGUUGGACGCUAUGGAUUCCACAAGUGGGUGGAGAUUACAACUCCUUCUGUAUAG
Molecule: messenger RNA, 914 nt
Organism: Periconia digitata
Lineage: Eukaryota; Fungi; Ascomycota; Dothideomycetes; Pleosporales; Periconiaceae
Source: the annotation of a GenBank genome assembly